Aspergillus tanneri is the source of this 387-nucleotide messenger RNA. RefSeq lists its product as uncharacterized. The coding region runs from base 1 to 387 and encodes 128 amino acids. The record is from RefSeq and is a predicted model, not a curated record. Gene Ontology annotation, molecular function: transmembrane transporter activity. Lineage: Eukaryota; Fungi; Ascomycota; Eurotiomycetes; Eurotiales; Aspergillaceae. The transcript has 2 exons. Gene Ontology annotation, biological process: transmembrane transport.
AUGAUGCUGCCUAAGUGGCGGUCCUCAACGGCCUUUGUUACUGUCGUCGUCUGCGUGGCCGUCUUCACCGACAUCUUUCUCUAUGGACUGGUCGUGCCCAUGUUGCCAUUUGCCUUGGCCGAUCGACUUGGCCUGGCUGAGGGCGACAUCCAGCGAUGGAACUCCAUCCUGCUGGCCGUGUAUGGCGCCUCAAUUCUCCUGGGAUCAUUGCUCUUUGGCUGGGUGGGAGACCGGACGAAAACAAAGCAGCUCCCGUUCAUGCUGGGCCUGGUGGUCGUGGGCGGCGCAACGCUGCUUUUCUCCCUGACCACCUCGCUGCCUUUAAUUCUUUUUGCCAGGGUUUUACAGGGGCUGUCGACCGCCAUCGUCUUCACGAUCGGCUUUUAG